GCCACAAAAACCCCCCAACUCUAUCAAUAAAUCCAUCAAAAUGCCGUCUUCUUCAGUUGCCAUCCUCUCCAAAUGCACUGUCUUCCCAGAUCACAAAUCCAACUUAAAGAGACUCAAACUCUCUGUCUCUGAUCUCCCAAUGCUCUCAUGCCAAUACAUCCAAAAGGGUGUCUUACUCUCACGCCCACCUCAUCUCCAAUUCGACUCUUUCAUCCCUCUCCUCAAACUCUCUCUCUCUCUAACUCUCUGUCACUUCCCCGCCCUCGCCGGCCGACUCUCCACCGACCCCGACGGCCAUGUUCAAAUCCUCUGCAAUGACGCCGGCGUUGAAUUCGUUCAGGCCCGAGCCAAACACCUCUUCAUCGACGACAUUCUAGCCCCUCUAGACGUACCCAAUUGCUUCAAACAGUUCUUCACCUUCGACAACACUCUCAGCUACGCCGGCCACUAUAAGCCGUUGACCGCCGUCCAGGUCACUGAGCUCGGCGACGGCGUCUUCAUCGGCUGCACCAUCAACCAUGCCGUCGUUGACGGCACUUCCUUCUGGAAUUUCUUUAACACCUUCGCGGAGUUCACCAAAGGCGCCAAAAAGAUCUCCAAGUCGCCGGAAUUUUCCCGGGACACUGUUUUUAAUUCUCCGGCAGUUCUCCGAUUCCAGGAGGGUGGACCCACUGUGACGUUCUCCGGCGACGAGCCGUUGCGUGAGAGAAUUUUCCAUUUCAGCAGAGAAGCCAUUUUGAAGCUCAAAUUCAGAGCCAAUAAUAAUCAAUCAUUUGAAAAAGCUGAAAUUACUGAAAAAUUCGAACUUUUGGGAAAAGAAAGUAAUGACAGUUGGAAAGUCGUUAACGGUAUGACUAACGGCAAUAAAACGUCCCUUUUGACAGCGAAUCGGAAGGCUGAGAUUUCAUCAUUCCAGUCGCUCUCUGCUCAGCUGUGGCGCGCUGUCACACGUGCGAGGAAACUCGCGGCAGCAAAGACGACGACGUUCCGGAUGGCGGUGAACUGCCGACACCGGCUAGAACCGCGGCUCGAGCCGCUCUACUUCGGGAACGCGAUUCAGAGCAUCCCGACCGUUGCUUCGGCCGGCGAGCUCUUAUCCCGUGAUCUGCGCUGGAGCGCUGAUCUGCUGCAUCGCAACGUGGUAGCGCAUGGUGAUGCUACUGUGCGCCAGGGUGUGAAGGAUUGGGAGAGCAACCCAAGGUUGUUUCCGCUGGGGAACUUCGACGGUGCAAUGAUCACCAUGGGUAGCUCACCGAGAUUCCCCAUGUAUGAUAAUGAUUUUGGGUGGGGCCGACCUUUGGCAAUCCGGAGUGGUAGGGCCAACAAAUUUGACGGUAAGAUCUCGGCUUUUCCAGGACGAGAUGGAAAUGGGAGCGUUGAUCUUGAGGUGGUUCUGGCUCCGGCGACGAUGGCGGGUCUAGAGGAUGACAUGGAAUUCAUGCAAUAUGUGUCGUAGAUGGUGACGUGGCAAGAUCAGAAUGUUGAUUCGACGCUCUAAUGCUGAUGUCAGCUCAAUGUUUCACCCCUAGAGUCAAAUGAUGGACGGUGUUUCUUGGUAAAUGAUAAAAAGUUCAUUUCGCAGUCAUGGUUUUGUCUCCUUUGCCAUGUAGUAGCAGUGGCGGAUGUUGUUUACUACUACUACUACUAAAUUUGUUGCUCCUUUCCACUUCACUUCGCUAGAGAUUUAGAAUUCACAUUUCCAAUAUAGUAUUUUCCAUUAUUCUAAUA
This is a messenger RNA of Cornus florida, 1728 nucleotides long. RefSeq names its product BAHD acyltransferase DCR. The transcript has a single exon. The record is from RefSeq and is a predicted model, not a curated record. Bases 41 to 1456 code for a protein of 471 amino acids. NCBI's taxonomy places the organism in Eukaryota, Viridiplantae, Streptophyta, Magnoliopsida, Cornales, Cornaceae.